CACCUUUCUUCCGACGAAUACAGAAAUUGCGUGUGUGCAGAAAGUUUUAAAUUGUCGAUUGCGGUGUAGAAUUUAUGUACAAAUUGAAAAGGGUGUUAUUCUUGACGCACAUAUUAAUGAAAUAGUGACUUCGUCACGAGAAAAACAUCUCAGGCAGUCGGACACAAUAGGCAAGCAGCAUUAUCAUCACCCCCGCUCAUGAGUAUUCAUAGAGACGGAGCUGAACUCGAUCGCAUUACAGUCAAAAUUCACAAUAUGAAACGUAGCGCAUCGCGCUCGCCUGGAAGAAGUAAUCUAGCAAGAAAUUCGCGCAGCAUGGGUCGUGGAUAUGAUAAUGGCAGCGGAGUACCGGGUGAUUCCCCUGAGCGUCUAUCACCAGAGCGGAUGCGACGUCGCUUAGACCGUUCACCAAGCCCCCGUGGCCGGUAUGGCUCGCCGCAUCGAGAUGCCUAUAUGCGUGGACCACCGGCAGGGGAACGUCCUGCCGGAUACAAGGUUUUGUGUGUAAGCGCACUGCCUCCCAAAGCCCCGGACGAGUUUGUUGAGGAAACGCUGUAUCGCGAGUACAAGAAAUUUGGAGAUUUUAGUGUGCGACUGGCUCAUGAUUUGGAUGAAAGGGUGGCCUAUGUCUGCUUUCGCACGCCGGAGGAUGCUCGUGAGGCAAAACAUCAUAAGCCGCGAUUGCUUAUUUAUGAUAAAAUGGUGAUGGUGGAACCAGUGUACAAGUCGACUACCAGGCCAGAGUAUAGACCGCGUGGCCAUUCCAUGACACCACCAGAUUAUGAACGCUACCACUAUUCACGGUCCCCUAUGGGGCCAGGUGUACCCAUAGACCACCGCAGGCCUCCCAUUGAUCCUUACGAUCGUUAUGGUCCACCACACAUGCACCCGCAUGCUGUUCAUCCACGCGAAUAUCGUCCAAUGCAUCACGAGUAUCCUUUGCCACCACGUGGUCCACCAAUGCAUCGAGGUCCCCCUCAUCAUAUGCAUGGCCAUCCUCCGCCCCAUCAGUAUGCACCCAUGAGACCAAUGGCACCACGCCCACACGUGCCGUAUGAAAAGCCAGAGAGCAAGAAAGACAAGUUCCCAAACUAUUUGCAUCACGUUCAACCGGAGGAUGACCCGUUGGCUACUCGCACACUCUUCGCUGGGAAUCUGGAGGUUACCAUUGCGGAUGACGAGCUACGCCGCAUUUUCGGUAAAUAUGGUGUAGUGGAUGACAUCGACAUUAAGCGCCCUCCUCCUGGCACCGGCAACGCAUUCGCAUUUGUUCGAUACCAGAACCUUGAUAUGGCCCAUCGCGCCAAAAUUGAGUUAUCUGGUCAGUAUAUUGGCAAGUUCCAGUGUAAGAUUGGUUAUGGCAAGGUGACACCAGCAACACGAAUUUGGAUUGGUGGUCUUGGCGCUUGGACUUCCGUCACCCAGUUGGAACGUGAAUUCGAUCGUUUUGGUGCGAUUAAGAAAAUUGAAUACCAGAAGGGUGAACCUUAUGCUUAUAUACAAUACGAAACAGUUGAGGCUGCAACUGCAGCCGUUAAAGAAAUGCGUGGCUUCCCGUUAGGUGGUCCUGAGCGUAGACUACGCACUGAUUUUGCGGAGCUGCCUGGCGCCACUCCAGUAGCGCCCUUUAAGCCUUCUAAGCCAUAUGAUGAGUCGGCCAUCGAGUACCGGCGUCCAGAAUAUGAUCCCUAUUAUGAAGAGGCACCACUGUAUGCCCCACGUGGUGCUUAUUCGCCGUAUCCACCACGUGGUGGCUAUCGAGGACGUGGCGGCUACCGUGGUCGUGGCCGUGGUAUGUAUCAUUAUCACAACGAUGUGCACCGACCGCCACAUCCCGGUUCUUUGGGUAGUGCAUCAUCCGCUGUACCGCCACCAGGUGGUGCUGAUGACGAAUGGCGUCGUCCGCCAGGCGAGUCUUACGAUCGAGCCAGGUCCGGUUCUCGCGAGCCAGGAGUUGAGCGUUCCCGAUCUCGUUCACCACUUAAGCGGGCGCGAUCCGUCGGAUCCGAUUCAGAUACUUCAACACGACGAAAUGAUGCCCUGAGUUCUGCUUCCACGGUACCCGAGGUAGCGCGCAAGUGCGGCACGGUGUGGACUGGUGCACUUAUACUGAAGAGCUCUUUGUUCCCCGCCAAAUUCCAUUUAACGGACGGCGAUACUGAAAUUGUUGAAUCCUUGAUGCGCGAUGAGGAGGGCAAGCAUAAUUUACGUAUUACACAGCGCCUUCGAUUGGAUCCACCCAAACUGGACGACGUUCAGAAGCGGAUUUCAUCGUCGUCUUCGCACGCCAUAUUUAUGGGUCUGGCUGGAUCCACAGUGGACACAGAUUGCGAUGACACGAGCGUACAGACGCGGCCCCUACGCAACCUGGUUUCAUAUUUGAAGCAGAAGGAAGCUGCGGGAGUGAUUUCGCUGUUAAAUAAAGAAACGGAGGCCACGGGUGUGCUCUAUGCUUUUCCCCCUUGCGAUUUUUCUACAGAGUUGCUGAAGCGUACAUGUCACAGUUUGACCGAGGAAGGUCUCAAGGAAGACCAUUUGGUCAUUGUUGUAGUGCGAGGGGGCACAGCUUAAGUGUCUGAUAAUACUUGGGGCGAAAGUUGGACAAACUGGAGGUAAUAAAUAUUAAAACCACAGUGCAUAGAAAUACCUUCGCCAUUACCAAACUAUAAUAACUCUAUGGGUGCGUCCGAUAGAAACGGUAGGAUUACAUAUAUACACUUACAUAUAUACAUAUAACAUACACAAUUAGAAGCGGUACCUAACAUUAUAUCGUAGGAGUUGACAAGUGGAUUUUUAUAUGAGAAAAAUACAUUCAUACUAACGUCCACACAUUUAAGCUCACAAGCCCCUAUAACACAUACCCACAAACAAUACAUAAAGAGUCAUACAUUACCAUUAGUACCGAAGGUGUUAGUAAAUCAAUCAGAAUUACCAUAUUAAUCCAUUACUUUUUUUUACAGACCAAUAUUCGUUUAUGUUUUUCAAUUAGAAAAAAAAAAAACCAAAUUAAAAUACGAUGAAAAUAAUAAUAGUGAGUGAAUUUCAUGCAAUUGUAUGAUUGUGCCAAAAGUUUAAAUCAAGCAAUUUUUAAUUGUAAAUUUAUUUAUUUGUUAUAAAAAUAUGGCAAGUGUAAAAA
Molecule: messenger RNA, 3136 nt
Organism: Scaptodrosophila lebanonensis
Lineage: Eukaryota; Metazoa; Arthropoda; Insecta; Diptera; Drosophilidae
Gene: nito
Product: RNA-binding protein spenito
Exons: 3
Coding region: 199-2571 (790 amino acids)
Biological process (GO): regulation of alternative mRNA splicing, via spliceosome
Cellular component (GO): nucleus
Molecular function (GO): mRNA binding
Source: RefSeq, a predicted model, not a curated record